CCCCCGUCAUUGGUGCCCCCCUUCAUUGGUGUCAGUGGGAGGACUAGUGCCCCCGUCAUUGUGCCCCAUCAUUGGUGUCAGUGGGGGGGAGGAAUAGUGCCCAUCAUUGGUGUCAGUGGGGGGAGGAAUAGUGCCCCAUCCUUGGUGUCAGUGGGGGGAGGAAUAGUGCCCCAUCCUUGGUGUCAGUGGGGGGAGGAAUAGUGCCCCAUCCUUAGUGUCAGUGGGGGGAGGAAUAGUGCCCCAUCCUUGGUGUCAGUGGGGGGUAGGAAUAG
Messenger RNA from Staurois parvus, 272 nucleotides. NCBI's taxonomy places the organism in Eukaryota, Metazoa, Chordata, Amphibia, Anura, Ranidae. The record is from the annotation of a GenBank genome assembly.